AUAUGGCCAUCUUCUUUUUAGGUGAAGACCAAGCCUUCAAAUCUCUCCCCCGUCAUCACCAGUUGUUAGAAACUCUGAGUCCAUGUUCAAGGUCAAGGCUUUGAGAGACAAGCACAAACUAUAAAAUAAUGGAGCUUUGAGAAACACAGAGAACAAAAAUAGUCGUGUCGUCGUUCUUGAAGGAGGAAAGAAAAUUGUUCUCUCAUUUUUAAAUCCUAGAUAUUUUCCUUCAACCCUCUUCUUUUUGUUUGCUUCACCUUCACAUAUUCUCUCCCUCUCUAAAAACCUGAGAGAGACUCAGAACUAAAACCCUGGUGUUUCUGCUCCAUCUGGGUCUCCAAUGGCGGCGAGUUGGGUUCUCUCAGAAUGUGGCUUAAAGCCUCUCCCUCAAAAUUUUCAUAGACCCACAGCCGGAUUUUCCUCUAACCACCAAGCAAAAGUUCGAGUUUUUCGGUCGAACAAGAGCGUGACAGAUCUAAGAUUGGCUUCAGCCAAAAUUUCGAGUGCGUGCUUUAGAGGGAGAAGCUGGGGUCUGAAAGUGAGUGCUCCAUUAAAAGUUGCUUCUAUUGAAGACGAGAAAGAGAGAGUCAAUGGUGUUAAUGGCGUUGGAGAUGAAGAAGAGCUGGAAUUUGAUCCAGGUGCACCACCACCGUUUAAAUUGGCUGACAUUAAAGCAGCCAUUCCGAAGCAUUGUUGGGUUAAGGACCCGUGGAAGUCAAUGAGCUAUGUGGUAAGGGAUGUGCUGGUGGUUUUUGGAUUGGCUGCAGCGGCGGUUUAUACAAACAAGUGGUUCGUUUGGCCUCUGUAUUGGGCUGCUCAGGGGACAAUGUUUUGGGCUCUCUUUGUUCUUGGACAUGAUUGUGGCCAUGGAAGCUUUUCAAAUAAUCCCAAGCUAAACAGUGUGGCGGGGCAUCUCUUGCAUUCUUCAAUUCUUGUACCCUAUCAUGGAUGGAGAAUUAGCCACAGGACUCAUCAUCAAAACCAUGGCCAUGUUGAGAAUGAUGAAUCAUGGCACCCGGUUAGUCUUUUUUUCCUCUGUUGUAUGGAUUCUCUGUUCAACUUUUGCUUGGGGCAUCCUGGGUUUCUCUAUUUGUUAGAGGAUGACAAAUUUCUAUGCUUGCAGUUAUCUGAGAGAAUUUACAAGAAAUUGGAUAACAUGACACGGAUUUUGCGGUUCACCGUUCCUUUUCCCAUGCUUGCAUACCCUUUCUACCUUUGGAAUAGAAGUCCAGGAAAGACUGGUUCUCACUUUCACCCAAACAGCGACCUGUUUGUCCCAAAUGAGAGGAAAGAUGUGAUCACUUCCACUUUGUGUUGGACAGCAAUGGCUGCUUUGCUUGUGGGGUUGUCCUUUGUAAUGGGUCCUAUUCAAUUGCUUAAGCUCUAUGGCAUUCCCUACUGGGUGUUUGUCAUGUGGCUGGAUUUGGUAACUUACUUGCAUCACCAUGGCCAUGAAGACAAAUUACCAUGGUAUAGAGGAAAGGAAUGGAGUUAUCUAAGGGGAGGGCUUACCACACUUGAUCGUGACUACGGAUUGAUCAAUAACAUCCACCAUGACAUAGGCACCCAUGUGGUUCAUCAUCUUUUUCCUCAAAUACCCCAUUACCAUUUAGUUGAAGCAACUGAAGCAGCUAAGCCAGUAUUUGGGAAAUAUUACAGAGAGCCAAAGAAAUCAGGGCCUCUACCGUUUCACCUGCUUGGGAGUUUUAUUAGAAGCUUGAAGAAAGACCACUAUGUCAAUGACAAUGGGGAUGUUGUGUACUACCAAACUGACCCUGAUUUUGGUGGCUUUCCAAAAUCUAAGUAAAAGCUUCAAUUCUUUAGUUUAGAUGACCACAAAGACAACCUUUCAGAUCUCUUUGCAUUGAGGGCGUGCCACUGAUUUGGGACUCUUGGGAAAGGAAUGCCUCAAGAGAAUGAUGAAAAAAGGGUGGUGCCCUAGUUUUUUUUUUAAAUUUCUGUAUUUUAUUCUUUAUGGAGAGGAAAAAUAAUCUCUUCAGCAAAUCUACUAUCAUGCAUUGUAUAACCCCAUUUUAAAUUGGAGAAAAAUGAGGGAAAAGAAGAGGGAAAAAGUAACCAUCUUCCACUUUUUAUUGAAAUUAGUGGAUUCAGUGGACAUUAUGGAUUUUAUUCUUUUUAGUGAUAAUGGACCAUUUAUUAUCUUAUGAUUUCU
Molecule: messenger RNA, 2173 nt
Organism: Prunus dulcis (almond)
Lineage: Eukaryota; Viridiplantae; Streptophyta; Magnoliopsida; Rosales; Rosaceae
Product: omega-3 fatty acid desaturase, chloroplastic-like
Exons: 7
Coding region: 341-1807 (488 amino acids)
Biological process (GO): lipid metabolic process
Molecular function (GO): oxidoreductase activity, acting on paired donors, with oxidation of a pair of donors resulting in the reduction of molecular oxygen to two molecules of water
Source: RefSeq, a predicted model, not a curated record